GACAGGUUGCGGUGGUUGGUGGCAGGAUCCUCCGCUGGUCGGAUCCUUUUUCGGAACGUUACAUAAUAUUUGCAUGUCGCUGAAUACCCAACUGAGUUCGGCUUAUGCCGUUCUGAAAAAGGAUCCGACCACCGACCACCGGAGGAUCCGACCACCGCAACCUGCCGUUAAGGCAGAGGAACCUGCCACCGACCACUUUUCGCACCCGGCCCUACUGCAAAAAUCAACAGAGUAGUGGUCUAUAUUCCCAGGUAACGUGAAGGUAGCACAGCUCAUUUACUGUAAACACUGCAUGAAAAAUACGUAGAAGCAGGAAGUUUCCAGAUAUCACCACGAGCGUUUGUCACUCAGUCUCUGGCAGUUUUCUUUCUUCACUAUGAUUCUUCUUCGACCAGUUUUGGUGAUAAUCUGUGUUUCGUCCGCGGUGACGAUUAUACCAUGGCCUCCUCUCAACUGCUCCAAACAGGGUUUGAGGUGUACAGUCGCAACAAGUAACUGUAUGGAUGAGGGUUGGCUGAGUGUUUAUAACUACACUCCCAGCGGUCCAGAGGGGCUCCAGGUGAGCAUCGAGACCAGGCAGGACGAGACGGGACACCUGCAUCCUGUGCUGGUUGCUAACUGGAAUAUAAGGGAUGAUGGCAGUGUAGGUUACCUGACAGCCAGCGAGCUUCAUGUUCUGGUAAUGUCCACCAACCAGAACCUGUGUGUCCGAUAUUCCUUCGAAGAGAAACUCUUAAUGAGAAGUCCGACAGGGGAAAAGUGGUCGUUGUCAGCUAACAUGCUGGUGGACCCUGGUCAGACGUACCAUGUCUCUGUCUUCAACAUCCCCAAAACGGAGGUUGGCUACAGCACCUAUGACGUCAGCACUGAUGUCACCACUCCUGGUUGUCCAGAUCCCAAAAUGCAGAUGACCAAGUUUUGCAUUGAGAGAGGAAGUCUGUGGCAGCCGAACAUCAGUCUGACUGUGGACAGUGAAAAAUCCGCUCUGGAUGUCAGCUUCGCUCCUGACACGCUCUGUGAGGAAUACAUCAUCAUUGUUCGCUGCUCGACUUACCAAGAUCUUACCAAGCGCACACACAAGGCUAAGACUCUUAAUGUAACAUUCCAUCUGGAUGAAUGUCCAAAAUCUUGCUGCCAGUUUGAUGUUGAGAUCAAACCUCUUUUCCCACAAUGUGGCCAGGACUGUGCCCGUCAAAGGAGAACACUAUAUAUUUGUCCUGAGCCAACAGAAGCCCCUAAUGGCCCGGUGUACACAUUUUUCAUCCUGGGAGUGAUGUUUCUGUGUGGGGUCAUAGCAGUUGUAAUGUACGUCCUCUGCCGAAAGCAAGGCAAAACUGGUGUUACUGCAACACCUGUGGUAGGUGAGAUAUCACAGGAGGGGCAAGUUAAACAGCCUCCCAAAGUGCUGGUCAUCUACUCCCAGGACCACCGUCUCUACAGCGACGUAGUAUUAAAGCUCUGCACCUUCCUUCAGGCCAAGUGUGGCACCAAGGUGCUAGUGGACUUGUUGGACUCCACCUCGGUUGGCAUGGUGGGGCGCCUUCGCUGGCUUGAGUGGCAACGUCAACAGCUAAAAAAUCCAUCUGACAAAAUCCUUGUACUGUGCUCACAAGGCGUUCAGGCAAAGUGGAAGGCCAUGUGUGGUCAAGGCCGUGUGACUCUGAGGGAAGAUGUUCUCUCCCCUACUGACGACAUGCUCACUCCUUUUCUCAACCUCUUCGUACCAGACAUGCAUCAGGCCGGCAUGCAGGGCAAGUACAUGGUGGCCUACUUUGACGACCUCAGCGGGGAACAAGACGUGCCAUCAGUUUUUGACAUCCUAGUCAAAUACAAGCUCAUGAAGCAUUUCGAAGAACUGUACUUCCGCAUCCUAGACAUUGAGAAGUAUCAGCCAGGUCAGGUCAACCAGAUCAAGGGCAUUGGUGGGGACGAAUAUUUCAACUGUCCAUCAGGUGGAGCACUGAAGAAGGCAAUCGAAGCCUUCCAGGCCUAUCAGUUGGAAAAUCCUGACUGGUUCAAAAAGGAGUGUGUAAACAAUGAGGAGGAGGUCAUGACUGAGGCUAACCGACUCAUAGGCCAGCUGCAGAUCCCUCCUGUUUUAGAGUGUGUUCCUCUUAUAAGAGAUCGACUUCCUCUCUACAUCCAUGAGAUAGAAAUCAAUGACAAUGGUGAUAGUCUUUUUGUGCUUACACCUAAACUCAACCCAAAAAACGAACUGUCGUCAGGAGCAGAACUUACACCAGUAGUCAACCUUAAGCACAAACAUCAGUAUCUGUCAAAUCGCAAUGAGGUGUUGACGUAUCACGUCAAUCCUCACAGCCCCAGGUCAGAAUCUGUCUACAUAGUUGAGCCGGUUUUGAACAACCUGCAACCACCAAGACAGAACUGGCUAUCCCUGCAGGCAGAACCCUUUGAUCAAAUUCCCACAGAGGAUGAGGAACAGGAUUCCAUGCUACCGAUGGGUCAACUCUCUGCUUGUUCAGAGAAGAAAAGUUCAGCCCCACAGGCCUCAGUGAACUUAAAACCUCAAGAAUUCUUGUGCGCCAGUAUUCAGAGAGAAUCCUUCCAUCAAUCCGAGGUCGGAAACAUUGAGAUGGAGGAGGACGAGGUUCUGGAGCCCAGUAGAAAGACCCCCUGCAGCGGGUCUGAUCAAGGCUACAUCUCAAAAAUGUCCUCCCAGCAUGAACACCCAGUCAAAAAUGAUCCAUUGGUGGCCCUGCGAAGACUGCAAGAGGAGCUGUUUAAUAAGAAUAUUGGAUAAUCUGAGCAGAAUGGAUGCUGACAGUCCAGAAAUAGGUACUAAACCUUGAGUGAGUGCCUGAAUUUAGCAGGGUGUAAAAGCUUUAACAGGAACUGUGGCCAGAACUGUAAGACUCCAAUAACAAUUUUGGGGUAUAAUAACUCCUUUUAUUAUUUUUGUAUUAUUAUUUUUAUUUAUUCAAAACAUGAUUGUGUUGAAUCGAUAAGGCAAGAUGUAUUCAUACACACUCUUCCGGCCCCAUCCCACAGGGGGCCCUGAAGUCCACUUUAAAGGCGCGGAUGGCUCCGAAGAAGGGCCUUCAUCAACUGUAAGAUCUUGAAUUCACCCAGCCCUAACCCUAGAGCUGCCCGAACUCCAUGUCUGAUUAUCAACUUGCUAUUCUUGCCAUCACACAGAUUUGACACCACACUUCCCUGGGCAGCUGUGUGUGAUUAAAUUUGAGUUGCUAAGCUAACUACUAUAUCACUGGCCAAGUAGUCUGGCCAAACUUAAGUAUGAUUUGUUUUCUUGUUUCUGUCAUUUUGGAUUUAAUUUAAUAAACAAACUCAAAAUAUGAACAGAC
Messenger RNA from Gasterosteus aculeatus aculeatus (three-spined stickleback), 3323 nucleotides. It is a transcript of the gene il17ra1a, whose product is annotated as interleukin 17 receptor A1a. Gene Ontology annotation, molecular function: interleukin-17 receptor activity. The record is from RefSeq and is a predicted model, not a curated record. Lineage: Eukaryota; Metazoa; Chordata; Actinopteri; Perciformes; Gasterosteidae.